This is a messenger RNA of Anarrhichthys ocellatus (wolf-eel), 4000 nucleotides long. Its product is annotated as peroxisomal membrane protein PEX13-like. The record is from RefSeq and is a predicted model, not a curated record. Bases 127 to 1398 code for a protein of 423 amino acids. Gene Ontology annotation, molecular function: protein binding. Gene Ontology annotation, biological process: protein import into peroxisome matrix, docking. Gene Ontology annotation, cellular component: peroxisomal membrane; peroxisome; peroxisomal importomer complex. The transcript has 4 exons. NCBI's taxonomy places the organism in Eukaryota, Metazoa, Chordata, Actinopteri, Perciformes, Anarhichadidae.
AAUAGGAGAUUACGAGGUGACCUGGAACGCAACAGGACAAACUGGGACAGGGUCCGGAAGGUGAUAUUAGGAAUCCCGGAAGCGAGUUCUUAUUAUUGGUCAAACUCUGUGGAUGUAUAUUUAACGAUGGAUCCACAGCCUCCACAAAAGCCAUGGGAAAGGCGGAUUCCGGGGGCAAUGAGUGUGCCUAUAAAUUACAGAUCUGCAAACUUUGGACCAGCUGCAGGCCCCUCCCACUCUGCGGGCCCUCCUGUCCUGACCCGUGUGGUGCCCCCGGUUCCACCCCGUCCCGUCCAUCAGGCUUACCGUCCAUCCUACGGCUCCGUCACCUCCUCUUACAGCCCCUAUGGGAGCUCCAUGUAUGGGGGCUAUGGCGGUGGCUAUAGCGGUGGCUACGGCGGUGGCUACGGCGGUGGCUUCGGCGGUGGCUUCGGCGGUGGCUUCGGCGCGGGAGGAUACAGCCGCCUCCCCCACACGGAAGACGUGGCCCCCAGCCGCUUCGUGCAGCAGGCGGAGGAGAGCAGCCGCGGCGCCUUCCAGUCCAUCGAGAGCAUCGUCCAGGCCUUCGGCUCGGUCAGCAUGAUGCUGAACGCCACCUACUCGGCGGUGUAUAACAGUUUCCGUGCCGUGCUGGACGUGGCCAACCACCUGACGAGGCUGCGUGCACACCUCACCAGUGUUUUUUCAACCUUAGCUCUGGUACGCAUGUUGCACUACCUCUACCGGCGGUUACAGAGGCUGCUGGGGCGAAGGUCGGACGCCGACAUAGACGACUUGUGGGCCGACAGUGCCGCUGAUGCCCUGGUGACAAGUGCGUCCGGAGGGGACGGAGCAGGGAUGGAGAGUCGGCCCGUGAAGUCCUGGCCAAUCUUUCUGUUUUUCGCUGUAGUCUUGGGGGGACCCUACCUCAUCUGGAAACUGCUGAGCUCGGGCCCUGGCUCUGAAGAGACCGCCACUAACUGGGCCAGCGGGGAGGACGACCACGUGGUGGCCCGAGUCGAGUAUGACUUUUUAGGGGCGUCCGAGGAGGAGAUUUCUGUGCGGGCCGGAGACAUGCUCAACCUCGCCCCGAAAGAGCACCAGCCGAAGGUGCGCGGCUGGCUGCUGGCCAGCACGGACGGCCAGACCACGGGACUCGUCCCCGCCAACUACGUCAAGGUCCUGGGCAAGAGGCGGGGCCUAAAGCACGCGGAGAUGGAGAGGCUCGCUGAGGUGCAGCAAGGGAACACUGCCGCACACCCACAGUCCAGCCCCGCCCCGGGCCUCGGUUCGGCCUCCGCCUCGGUCUCCACGGAGGUGCUGCUGGAGUCGGCGUACAGAGGAGCGCCGGCCCCCUUCAGCCAGGGAACAUCCAGCUCCAGCACGGUGCUAAACAUCCCCGAGAAGGCUGACCUGUGAUGUCUGUUCGUGCCUUUCUCUGUAUGCAAGUUUGUGUGUGUUCACAUAUUCGGUUGGCUCAGUCAGUAUUCGUUUGCAGCGUUUAACUCUGAAGCUUGACUCAUAAUCAGCUGACAGUAGAUAUUUAGGGAAACACCAUUGACCUCCGUUGAGAAUUUCUCAAAGUAGUUCCGAAGCUUAUUAUUGAAAUCAUCGAACACCAUCUGGACCUUCUGAUAAGGUUAAAGGUCAAAACGGGUUUCCAUACACAGGUUUCCUGUUUUGCUGUUCUGUUUAGAACCAGCGUGUCUUAAAUUAGGUUAACAUGACAUUUCUUGUGAAAAAAAGAAAGUCUAGUGUGUUCUCUAAAUACAGUGCACUGCCGUUCUUUACAUCAUGUCUGAUUUAAGAUGCAAUAUCUUGAUAUUGUCUAACAAUAAUUAGCUCAAUGUUUAAGUUAAUGAGGCACACUGAUACAUCAUCUGUAUACUGACAGUGAGGACAGUUUCAUGAGGUAAUCAUGUCUCUUGGCCUCACUUGUAGGCUGCUUGGUCCUUGUCUUUGUGAGGCAAAUGUGAUUCGAUUCAUUCAGAAGGAAUGAAUCAGCUGUUUCAGCUGUUUGUUAGUCACAGAUUGUAAUUUUGUAAAUAUAAUUAUUUUGAAAAUAAAUAUUUUAAAAAUCACGUUUUGCCUUUUUUGUGUAACACCAUCAGAAGGAAAAUGUGAAUAUAAAGCAUGUUUAGUUGCGUUUUUAAACAUCAGUAACAUCUCAACGGUAAAAUCUACCCUUAAGACCAAGAGAGCUUAUUUAGUUUAGUUUUAGGUUUCAUUGUAUUGAAAUAAUAGUGUUUAUUUCAUUUGUUCUUAAGUCCGGGGACUGAUGGCAGAAGCGCUGGUUUUAAGGCCGCUGUCUCUAAGGACGCUUAACCUGCUGCAGUGCGACAACAGGGACGACUCGGCUGAAUACGACGGAAGUAACCAAAGUGUUGAUUUCUCUAAAGUAGUUUAAGACUUGACCUCUGAGUUUGCAUUUCGACAGUACAGCCUGUCGAUAACCCCCCGUGCUACUGGGCUUAAACGUUUACAAACGACUGUGUGUACACUGUGUGUGUAAGUAGCCACUUUACGUUACUUUGCUACCUCAUAUGCUAACCUAGCUGAGUGAAGCUAGCGGUAAUGCUGCCUUCGUGGACUGUUCCGAAAAACUGGUAUGAGUGCAGCUGUGCUUACCGGUGAAUACCUUAGAUAAAGUACUUUAACAAAAGAUUCACAGCUCAUGGUCCACUUUGUCUAAAGUACCUCUCAGAAUUGACCGCUACUUAAUAAUAAUACAUUUUAUUUAUAGAGCGCUUUUCCGAAUACUGGAUAUUGGUCACACAAAACUAACUAUGAAGACUUGGCAAGACUUGAGCAAAAUUGUUUAUGGAGGUGUAUAUUCUACAAUUAUUUGGAAGAAAACUGCAGCACCCAACAACUGCAGUACAGUGCUGCUGACUGCGUCACUGGGGCGAUUGUGGUCGUAUUUGUCGUGACGCGUGGUAUGGCGUUUCUGAUUAGGAUUUUACGAGGAAUACCUGAAGGCAGCAUAUCCUGUCCCUCAAAGUUAGCUAGCUAGCAUUAGCCUCAGUAGCCGGUAGGAGUGGACCGCAGCAUCAGCACCAUCCGUACACAAUGACAUAAACAGACACCAGCUCAGUUUACUGUACGAGACGACGGAGGAGAGAAUAUCUCCGACACCAGCUGAGUAUGUCAACGAUAUUUUAUCCUUCUUGCGGUUUGAAUUAACCUACGUGUAGACAAGCUGCUGAUUUAAUUUGACCAUGGACGCAUCUGCAGCUGAUGCAGCAGGAGGAGGACAGAGAGGCCUCCGCUAGCAUCACUACUCUACUGACACGAACUUUCUCUAUUGUACAACUUAUUAUGGAUUUAUAUCGUAUCAACAAAUGUAUGUAAAAUGCUUCAAUUCUCGACCUUUGGAUGCUGCUGACAUUAAAUCAGAGUAAAGCUCUGCAGACCCUUCAGGAAGUUAUGACCUAUGAUGUAUUUAAUGUUUAAAAAAAAUCAUAGUAAUUUAGAUUUUUCGUAAAUGACGCAUUACACAGUCCCCAAACAAAAGCAUUAAUGUUAGUUUAGAAAUAUGGCUGACCUUUAAAAAGAAGAAGUGGCUAAACCGAGAGUGAUGAUUAUCCUCUACGAGCUACAUUCUCAGUUGUGACUGGAGCGGGGCGGAAUACGUUAAUCAGUAUUGAUGCAAUACCUCACAUAUGAUAAUGUAAUCAUAUUGUGUGUGUGGCUGCUUAUUGCUGUCAUACCCCAAUUCACUUGAGAUAACAAAAUCCUUCAUAAUUGGGAUUAGGGCUGCCACUAACUAUUAUUUCCAUUAUUGAUGUGGUAAUUAAUAUCUCAUUGCUAGGGCUUUCAUAAAACUACGUAAAUGAAACUCAAGCGAUUAUUUAAAUAGUUGCCAAUUAAUUUCCUGUUAAUGGACCAGUAAUAAAAUAGCUCUGAUUUGGAUAUGAUGACCGAGCGGCUGUAAGCGUUCAUUCCUGACUCGCUGCCUGUUUGUUUCACGUCCCUCUGCCUCUCUGCCUCUCUGUCUCUCUGUCUCUCUGCCUCUCUGUCU